CCGCACCGGGGAAAAGCCCUUCAGCUGCCCCGAGUGCGGGAAGGCCUUCAGGUAUUCCUCCAACCUGCAGAGCCACCGGCACGUCCACACCGGGGAGAGGCCCUUCAGCUGCCACGAGUGCGGAGUAUUUGAAAAUCUGAAGACUGAAGCUUCAAAAUCAAUGGAUGAAGGACUUAUGUCUGAAACAUUGACUCUCCUGCUCCUCGGAUGCUGCCUGACCUGCUGUUUUGCCAGCGCCACAUUUUUUGACUGACUCUCCAGCGUCUGCAGUCCUCACUUUGAUGUCAAUGUCUGACAGUCACUCAAUCCAUCGGGACAAAACAAUUUUUGACUGUGAUUUCUGUGAGAGGGAUCAACACCUUUUGGUUCCUGUUUGAGGACGUUUUCAGCAUCAGUGGGACUGGACGAGAGACCCCACUGUUAGAGCUCACUGUGUGUGGAGCCUGAAACAGUUAUACGGCCUGGAAAGGGGAUUUCACGGCAGGGAGGGGCUCUACACAUGUUUGUGUGCAGCUGAAGCUGUGGCCAUGGAGAAACCUGAGGAAUCCCGCCCUGUGGAGAAACGAUGGAAGUGUGGGGACUGUGGGAAAGGCUUCCGUUCCCCGUCUGCCCUGGAGACUCAUCGGCGCAGUCACACCGGGGAGAGGCCAUUCCCCUGCUCCGACUGCGGGAAGGCCUUCAGAGAUUACUCCCAUCUGCUGGCCCACCAGCGGGGCCACACGGGGGAGAGGCCCUUCAGCUGCCCCGAGUGCGGGAAGGCCUUCAUAUUUUUCUCUGUCCUGUUGGUCCACCGGCGGGUCCACACGGGAGACAGGCCGUUCAGCUGCCCUGAGUGUGGGAAGGCCUUCAGCAAUUCCUACAACCUGCAGAGCCACCGGCGUGUCCACACGGGGGAGAGGCCCUUCAGCUGCCCCGAGUGCAAGAAGGCCUUUACCGACCUCUCCGCCCUGGGGAGACACCAGCGUGUCCACACAGGGGAGAGGCCCUUCAGCUGCUCCGAGUGUGGGAAGGCCUUUACCCACGUCUCUGCCCUGCGGAGCCACCAGCGUGUCCACACCGGGAAGAGGCCCUUUAGCUGCCCCGAAUGUGGGAAGACCUUUACUGACAUCUCCUCCCUGAUGAGGCACCAACGGAUCCACACGGGGGAGAGGCCCUUCAGCUGCCCCGAGUGCGGGAAGGCCUUCAGCUAUUCCUCCUCCCUGCUGACCCAUCAGCGGGUCCACACCGGGGAGAGACCGUACACCUGCCCUCAGUGCGGGAAGGGCUUCACCAGCUCCUCCAACCUCCAGACCCACCAGCGGAUCCACACGGGGGAGAGGCCCUUCAGCUGCCCUGAGUGUGGGAAGGCCUUUCGCGAUUCCUCCACCCUGCUGACCCACCAGCGGAUCCACACGGGGGAGAGGCCCUUCAGCUGCCCUGAAUGCGGGAAGGGCUUCAACUGCUCCCCCCACCUGCGGAGCCACCAGCGGAUCCACACAGGGGAGAGGCCCUUCAGCUGCCCUGAGUGUGGGAAGGCCUUUACCCACGUCUCUGCCUUGCGGAGCCACCAGCGGGUCCACACCGGGGAGAGGCCCUUCACCUGCCCUGAGUGCGGGAAGGCCUUCAGCUAUUCCUCCACCCUGCUGAUCCACCAGCGGAUCCACACAGGGGAGAGACCGUACACCUGCUCUCAGUGCGGGAAGGCCUUCAGCAGUUCCUCCACACUGCUGAUCCACCAGCGUGUCCACACCAGGGAGAGACCGUACACCUGCUCUCAGUGCGGGAAGGCCUUCAGCACAUCCUCCCACCUGCGGAGCCACCAGCGGAUCCACACCGGGGAGAGGCCGUACACCUGCUCUCAGUGCGGGAAGGGCUUCACCUAUUCAUCCAACCUGCGGAGCCACCAGCGAGUUCACGUGCCAUCGCAGGGGGAUUGAAGGAGUGACGGCCGAGUGCCAUUAUCGAUUGGACAAUCAACCCGGUUCCGGGGACUCCCGGGUUUGAAUCCCGCCACGACAGAUGGCAGAAUUGGUAUUCAGUCAGAAAUGUGGAGUUCGGAAUCUAACGAUGAGACUGUUUCAGGGAGGGGGUGGUGCAGGGGAGAAAGCCCCCAUCUGAUUCACUCUCUCCCUCGUUAGGGAAGGGAACCGCCAUUGUGGGAGAGGAUACGCUCAGUCGUUCCUGCUGCAUCCUUUACCCGGUCUGGCCUACACGUGACUCCAGACCCACAGCAGUCUGGUUGACUCUACACUGCCCUCCCUCCACUGGCAAAGGAGCGGGGAGAAACUUACUUGGAGACAGAGUAUGGGUUGAAAUUGCUGAGUGAGGCAAUACUUCCUCCAGGUUACGGCUGUACUAAGGAUCCAGUUACAAAGGGACAACUUAGUGCUGACCAAUAGUAAAGACAGUGAGGUGGGGGGGGGGGUG
Molecule: messenger RNA, 2406 nt
Organism: Hemiscyllium ocellatum (epaulette shark)
Lineage: Eukaryota; Metazoa; Chordata; Chondrichthyes; Orectolobiformes; Hemiscylliidae
Product: zinc finger protein 229-like
Exons: 2
Coding region: 528-1916 (462 amino acids)
Biological process (GO): regulation of transcription by RNA polymerase II
Cellular component (GO): nucleus
Molecular function (GO): RNA polymerase II cis-regulatory region sequence-specific DNA binding; DNA-binding transcription activator activity, RNA polymerase II-specific
Source: RefSeq, a predicted model, not a curated record